Molecule: messenger RNA, 1476 nt
Organism: Symsagittifera roscoffensis
Lineage: Eukaryota; Metazoa; Xenacoelomorpha; Acoela; Convolutidae
Product: zinc metalloproteinase-disintegrin-like berythractivase
Exons: 7
Coding region: 1-1476 (491 amino acids)
Biological process (GO): membrane protein ectodomain proteolysis
Molecular function (GO): metalloendopeptidase activity
Source: RefSeq, a predicted model, not a curated record
AUGGAGCCCGGUGGCGAUAUUGGUUCGAAUGUGAUGUUUUUGACCACUGACGAUACCGAAAUUGGCGACAUCGGUUUUUUUCUGACUCAAAGAGGAAACCUGCACAGCCCUCACCUGAAAUCUUCAGUGACGAAAUGUCUCUAUCAAGGUCACAUUUCAAAAGAUGAACAAACUGACGUCCACAGUCCAGUGCGAAUCAAGUAUUGCGACAAAGAAGGUCAGAAUGUUCCAGAACUUUCUGGACUAGUUUUGUUGAAUGGAAAAGUCUACACACUGCACACGAAUGACCAUGAAGGCAAGUGGAUAAUGUUCUCAGAAGAACAUAUGCGGAAGGACUUGCAAGACCAAGAUGUUGGUGGCGCGAUUGAUCAAGAUUUUGUCUCGCUUGACCCGGAGGACAAAAUAUUGGAGCUUCCAGAGGUGUCCAGCAGAUCCAGAAGACAUGCACCGGAAAGGAGCUACGUGGAACUCAUGUUAUUCCAUGGCUUUGAUUGGUACGAAGCGUUUGGACCCUCCGAGCAAGAUGCUAUGACCAAGCUUCUGGAUAAAGAUAUUGAGAUUGUGCACUUAGCCGACUUCUUCUUCGCCGGCCUGAAAAACAUCAACCUCCAUCUUUCCUUGGUAGAUGUUCACACCUUCGCCACUGCAGAGUCGGACCCAACAUGGAACGAGACCGCAGACGCAAUUUAUAUGCUGCGAAACUUCACAGAUUACCACAAAAAAAACCUGCAGCAAUUUCCCGACCACGACAACUUUGUUCUUUUAAUAGUGCGUGACUUGCCAAAAACUCCGGGCUAUAUUGGUCUGGCUUAUACGGGCACACAAUGCUCUAAUUAUUGGGCAGCAGGCUGGGUGAAAAAUGCAAUACAUAGCCUGCCCCAUGUAGCUGGAACUCUGGCUCACGAAGUUGGACAUAACUUUGGAUUGGGCCAUAACCCGACCAAUAAGAGUGACCCCUGUUAUUGCUCUAAAGAAGACUUGUGUAUCAUGGAUGCAUUCGCAAAAAAAUUGCCCGCCAAGAAAUUCUCACACUGUCAGCAGGCAUCCAUUGAAAAAUUCAUGGAGCACGGUAACUCGAUGUGUCUGCACAAUGAGCCCUCGUACCAUAUAGAAACGGGUUACUGCGGGGACUACAUAGUCAAUAGGGAGAAUGGGGAGGAGUGUGAUUGCGGGAUUGCGGCCAGGUGUGAUGACCCCUGCUGUCAUGCCAACAACUGCAGCCUAGUCGCAGGUGCCGCCUGUUCUGCUGCGGAUCUGUGUUGCGACCCCGACAACUGUCAAGUCCGAAGUUCUGGCUUCGUCUGUCGGGCAGAGGGCAACGACUGCGACAAAGCCGAACAGUGUAAUGGAAAAAAUGCCGAGUGUCCGAAUGACGACUUCAAGAGAUCGGGCUUAAGUUGCAGAGCAGAUGAUGGGGCGCAGGGACACUGCUAUGUCGGAAGUUGUCGAGCAGUUUAUUCCCAAUGUCUUCAGUAA